UUGUUCUAGCGACUCGCUGCCCGUGUGGUCGCGAUUCUCCACUUCGAAAUGAAACCCUUUUCGGCAUAAUAAAAAACGCCAUAGCAAAUCCAGCUUUUCAAAUCCUCCCAACGGUGAGUCACUCCGCGACGGAGCAGUUUCUGAUCCGUCAAUUUCACCGCCUCUCUCCGCCCCGAGAUGGCGAGCUUUGUUCACAAACUCGCCAAAAACGCACCGUCUCUGAGAACAGCGGUGUCCCUCAGAACCCAUCUCUUCCCCAAACCCACACCCUCUCUUAUUUCCCACCGCAGCCAUCUAGGCUCGCCCAAAUCCGAUUGCGCAGAAGACCCAGUUCCUCAAUUUGGUCGCACAAGCUUCCACAAUGCUGAAUCUCCCAACUCCUUUCCCAUCUUCCCCAAUUUCCCAUUUGGGUUUUGCUUAAAUCCGAUUUCCCCAGCUGGGUUGGAGCGGUUGGGUGUUUUCGAGGCGGUCGAGGUGGAGUCCGAAGAUGCAAGGACGAUUUGGGCUGACAGUGUGAAGAAGAAGAGGAAGAAGAAGAUGAACAAGCAUAAGUUAAAGAAGCUCAGGAAGAGUCUUCGCCGCAAGUCCAGAGCUUGAUGUGGUAGUGAGGAGGUUUAGGCUUAGAUUUUUGUGAAAUCUCAGUUAGGGUUCUACAUUUAGAAGUUAUUAUGCAUUGCCUGGGAAAUUUGAAUGGAAUGAUCAGCUUGUUUUGCAUAAAUUAUAGAAUGUGAGCAUUGUUGAGUUUAGAAUAAGAUUCAUUACACUUUUGGAUUAACGAUUUCAUUUUACUAAUCAAAUUUUCUUCCUUUA
Molecule: messenger RNA, 810 nt
Organism: Pyrus x bretschneideri (Chinese white pear)
Lineage: Eukaryota; Viridiplantae; Streptophyta; Magnoliopsida; Rosales; Rosaceae
Exons: 1
Coding region: 178-597 (139 amino acids)
Biological process (GO): mRNA processing
Source: RefSeq, a predicted model, not a curated record